Molecule: messenger RNA, 776 nt
Organism: Gymnogyps californianus (California condor)
Lineage: Eukaryota; Metazoa; Chordata; Aves; Accipitriformes; Cathartidae
Gene: TAC1
Product: tachykinin precursor 1
Exons: 5
Coding region: 10-357 (115 amino acids)
Biological process (GO): tachykinin receptor signaling pathway
Source: RefSeq, a predicted model, not a curated record
GAGGCGGCGAUGAGGCUCCCGCUGGCUUUCGCCGUGCUCCUCCUGGCCUCGGCGCAGGCGCUGGCCGAGGAGAUGGGCGCCACCGACGACCUCAGCUACUGGUCCGACUGGUCCGACGGCGAGCCGGUGAAGGAGGAGCUGCCGCUGCCCCUGGAGCAUUUCCUGCAGAGGAUGGCCCGGAGACCCCGGCCCCAGCAGUUCUUCGGCCUCAUGGGCAAGCGGGAUGCCGGAUAUGGCCAGAUCUCUCACAAAAGGCAUAAAACAGACUCCUUUGUUGGACUUAUGGGCAAAAGAUCUUUAAAUUCUGGAUCCUCUGAAAGGAGCAUAGCACAGAAUUACGAACGGAGGCGUAAAUGAGACAUUCCUGUGCAGUAUUUAUUAAACUUCAUUUGUUCCAAUGGCCAAUGCAGUGUAAUAUAAACUAACCACUGUACGAAAUAUUUAUUUAAUAAUAACCGAUGGGGGUUUUUUUGAGUUGUACAUUCAAUAAAAUGAUUAUUUUUCAUAUUGUGGCAGUGAUACAUGUUGUGUAGGUGCGUUGUGGUUCUGAAAGGACCAGCAACCCUGGUGACGUCUCCCAACAAAGCACAUCAUUUGAUAUGACCUGUAAAGUUAUGUUCACUAAACAAAGAAAGCAUACUUUUGUUCAUUGAAAGCAAGUCUAUCAGCUUCACAGCCAGUGCAGAACAGAGCUGAUGUACAGUCUAGUGCCUCAAUUUGUUUUCAUGUUUAUAAUGUACUGUAAUUUCCGUAUAAAAAAAUAUAUUUGUAUCAUU